CACCCUGAAAUGAAACCUUAGGCUUCUCUCUUUCCUACAAUGAGAUGAAACAAGACAUUACAUGUUGUUGGCUGAUGAUGUAUGGAUAUGAGUAUAGAGAGGAAACACUAACUGCACAUUUCUCUUCCCUUCGCAUCAGAUUGACAUGUACAGGAGCUCUUCUAUCUUCAGGCUCAAGCUCUUUUGGACACUCAUACUUUCGAAUACUCUACAGAAACAAAAAAAAUGGUGUGAGCCACAGGGUCAGGCUGUUGAGGAGGAGCAGUUAAAACACUUUCUCCACCAGAAAGCAACCUCCCAGUUCCUGUAAAGCUUCUGGAACUCGAAGAAGAAGGAGUCUCAAGAGGUCCUUCAACAGCUCCCAGUUGUCUAGCUUGAUUGAAUAUCUCAUCAACAUCAUCUUUCUUCGAUGGAUCUUUAUUGAGUCAAAAUCAAGCAUCCACUUACUACAUAUAAUCGAUAUACAUACAAAAAUACACAUAUUUUCCAUGUAAGUAUACUUCUAUAAGGUAGAGUGGUAGACUAACGUGGAUCCAAAAUCAAAUGUACAAAUGAGAUUAUAAAGAAUCCAUAUGCCUAAAGUUCAACAUAUUACCUUUUUUUUUUUAAAAGCUUUCGGUUCAACUAAUUACUUGCUCGUAGAAAUCUAAUCGUAGCCUAAUUACCCCCAAAAAACAUUUAAAAGAAGUUGAGUUGGAUUUUGGAAGUACCUCGAACAACUUUGUUAGUGCAUUCAAUAUAACUAUAUUUGGUUAGAAAAAUAUAGUAAUAAUAAUAAAAAAGGUUCGCUACAUAUCCAAAUUUAUAGAUAGUAGCUACUUUUUAUUUGUAAAUUGCCCCUAUUAAUUUUAGUAGAUUGGUUAUAAAAUAUAGUAGUAAUUACACCUUCUAUAUUUCCUUGAGUAAAUGUAAAAAAAAAGAAUGCCCUUUUUCAAAAAAAAAUAUAUAUAUACAAAAAGCUAAAGAAAAAACAAUUGUUCAAGAUUUUAUGGUUGAUUAUAACCAUCAUCUAGUUGGACUAUAAAAAGCCAUGAAGAGUAACUUCAUUUCAUCAUUAAUAACCAUUUAUGUCUUUAAAAAGAAAAACCAUUUACGUGAAGAAUGAAGACCAUUUUCCUUAAGUUUUUGUUAUUGGCUUGUCUUGUUGUCGUCAUUUUUCGUCAGAAUCUUGCAGUGGAGAAUUUUUGCAAGAACAACAAUGACUGCAAAAAGUUAUGUGGACGCUAUUGCAAUAUUCGUGGAAGUUGCGUGUGUUCUAAUGUAUACAAUAAUGCAAUUAACAUUGAUUCUACCAAUAAUCCUUGUAUCCCAGAACAUCCCGGUUGUCAUGGAGGUCCUCCACCAAAACAAUUAAAAGUGUAAUGAUAAAAAUUAUGAUAUAUGUUUGAUAUAAGUUAUUUGCUGAAUAAAAUAUAAUUUCAUUUAAGAAUUUUGUUGUUCAUUCAUGUUUUCGAUUAUUUAAUUAUUAAAAUAUAAGAUCACAUAAUUUUAAACAUAUACAGUUAACAUUUUAGAGGUCAUAUAAA
Raphanus sativus (radish) is the source of this 1526-nucleotide messenger RNA. RefSeq names its product putative defensin-like protein 256. The transcript is spliced from 2 exons. The record is from RefSeq and is a predicted model, not a curated record. Bases 1102 to 1362 code for a protein of 86 amino acids. Lineage: Eukaryota; Viridiplantae; Streptophyta; Magnoliopsida; Brassicales; Brassicaceae.